UAUCCCGAGGUGUAGAGGGGAGAGGGAGCGGUUCAGAGAAGAGAGGGAUAAAUAGCAGAAGAGAGGAGCAGAAGGGACACGGGCUGCUGCAACCCACAGGCGUCAAGAUAACACAGGACUUUUAAUAUCUGUUAGAUGAGAAUCUAAUUAACGGUGCGCCAAAAUACGCACUCACUGGGAAUUUGCUCUUCAAGGUUUAACUUUUCCCUUUCCUCGCUUCACGGACUCACCCUCGUCCACUUUCACGCACAGGGGUUCCCUUCCCAUCACUUGGACCUCCUGAACAGCAGUAAAACGGAAUCGGGUGAUAUCUGUGAUGGGGGCAACGGCCGAGCUUGGGAGCUUCGCCAACGGAUUUUUGGACAGCUUUGGUGCCGCGGGCGCAGCCCCGGCUCCUGUUGGCUCUCAUUUUAUUCUCACCCCGGCCGGGGCGGUGGACUAUAACUCGGUUACCGGACUGAUGAUGGGGGGACAGGGGCUGCAGCAGGAGCACUUGGUGUCCGCGGAGAGGCUGUCCCGGAGCCUGGCGGAUCUCAGCCAUCUGAAAGGGAUUCUGAGGCGGAGGCAGCUGUACUGCAGGACCGGUUUCCACCUGGAGAUCCAUCCAGACGGCACCGUGCAGGGUACCAGGAAAGACCACAGCCGAUUCGGUAUUCUAGAGUUCAUCAGUCUAGCUGUGGGACUUGUCAGCAUCAGAGGGGUGGACAGUGGCCUUUACCUCGCCAUGAACAGCAAGGGAGAACUGUAUGGAUCGGAGAAGCUAUCAGCAGAAUGUGUUUUCAGGGAGCAAUUUGAAGAAAACUGGUACAACACUUACUCUUCUAAUAUCUACCGGCAUGGAGAGAAAGGUGCAUUUUAUUUUGUUGCUCUGAACAAAGAUGGAACGUCCAGGGAUGGGACAAGGUCCAGGCGGCAUCAGAGGUUCACACACUUUCUCCCAAGGCCUGUAGAUCCAGACAGGGUCCCAGACCUGUACAGAGACAUACUGGGCCAGAGCUGAGACUGACAGAGUGUUACUAUGACACUGUCAAAGCUGGUCUGAGCUGAAAAGCAAAUCAAGUGCACAGAAACUCAUCCUCCUUCCUGAGGAAGAUGGAAGAUCUUGUUGGUCUGGACAAAACAAGAUCAUACAAAGUGCACCAAAUCAACACUCCCCACCACUGGCACAGAGGAAGGAAAUGGAACCAGAGCUGCAGGGGAGUUUGACUGAACAGCACUAUGGGAGCUUCUGCAGAAGAUGUGAAGACCUCGUGACAGAGACAGAGACUUCCUGGGCCUCAAAUAUUACCCUUUUAUUGGGCUAUGCAAAGGCCAUGGUGGCCAAACAGACGAAUCGUGGAUUUCCUUUAACGUUGUACUAAUGAAUCCACCUACAUGCUGUUCCAGACUGCAUGUUCAAAAGGACAAAGGUGUGGACUUGAGAGUUGAGAAUAACCACUGGCUGCUGGUAGCUUUUUACUGCUGUGGCUGCUAAGUCUUGUCAAUUCCACUGUUUUCAGUAGGCCUUUUUAAUUUUAUUCAAACAUUACUGUGGCUGCUAAGUUAACUAUUAAUUCAAAUGCAUAAUCCACUAUAAAGUGUGGCUGGUUUACCCUAAAAAAAAAAUUGUCUCAUGCACUGGAAAGCAGCCACAUUUGUUCUGGGAAACGGGUCUUAGAAUUGAGAUGAUCACCAAUAUGUGACUGUGGGAAUGAAUGGAUACCCUUUGAAAUAAGUCCAGAGACAAAUGCUGCUCAUAAAAUCUAACUUAAAUGCAAAGUGCAUGUGAAAGAAGAGAAGAAGAACAGGUCCGAUGGAGCCUCAUGGGACCUUCUUCUUUGGUGGAACACUGUGUGUUCAGUAGAGACUGAGACUGAUUCUGGAAGCCAGUGAAGGAGUUCUGUCGUCAUCCGGCUGACCGCAGUCAAACAGCGAGCAUGGGACUGACAAAGACAACUUUACAAAAGUUUUAUUCUUAUUUAUGAGGUUUUGUUUCUUAGGACAAACAGUAUAUUUAUUUCAUAUAUUUAUUUAUUUUGAGAAUAUAUUUUUGCAGUUAUGAGAUAAAAUAAAAAACGUA
Molecule: messenger RNA, 2059 nt
Organism: Mugil cephalus (flathead mullet)
Lineage: Eukaryota; Metazoa; Chordata; Actinopteri; Mugiliformes; Mugilidae
Product: fibroblast growth factor 9-like
Exons: 3
Coding region: 317-1000 (227 amino acids)
Biological process (GO): fibroblast growth factor receptor signaling pathway; positive regulation of cell population proliferation; cell differentiation
Cellular component (GO): cytoplasm
Molecular function (GO): fibroblast growth factor receptor binding; growth factor activity
Source: RefSeq, a predicted model, not a curated record